Messenger RNA from Quercus robur (English oak), 339 nucleotides. RefSeq lists its product as uncharacterized. Gene Ontology annotation, molecular function: zinc ion binding. The coding region runs from base 1 to 339 and encodes 112 amino acids. NCBI's taxonomy places the organism in Eukaryota, Viridiplantae, Streptophyta, Magnoliopsida, Fagales, Fagaceae. The transcript is spliced from 2 exons. The record is from RefSeq and is a predicted model, not a curated record.
AUGGAAGCAAGCUCUUCAACAAGUUUCAGCGUGGGGAGGAGAGCACCAAUGAGGUGCUACUGUAAUAAAAAACAUGUCCUAGUUGUGUCAUGGACAUCAGACAAUCCUGGUAGAAGAUUCUACGGUUGUCCAAACUACUGGGUGAAGCGUAAGUGUAAGUUCUUCCAAUGGCGUGAUGAUGAGAUAUGUGCUUGUGGUAAGGUGCUUAUCCCACAGCAAAGGCAGAGGAUCAUCACACUUGAGGCUGAGGUUGCAAGCUACAAGCAGAGGGAGAAGUUUUUAAUUGUGGUUGUGGCGUUGUUAGUGGUGGUGUGUGUAGUUCUGUGUUUGGUUAGGUAA